This is a messenger RNA of Vidua macroura (Pin-tailed whydah), 3353 nucleotides long. RefSeq names its product autoimmune regulator (gene AIRE). NCBI's taxonomy places the organism in Eukaryota, Metazoa, Chordata, Aves, Passeriformes, Viduidae. Gene Ontology annotation, molecular function: DNA binding; DNA-binding transcription factor activity, RNA polymerase II-specific; translation regulator activity. The record is from RefSeq and is a predicted model, not a curated record. Gene Ontology annotation, cellular component: nucleus; cytoplasm. Gene Ontology annotation, biological process: regulation of transcription by RNA polymerase II; humoral immune response.
GGGUAUUUCCUGCUCUCACCAAGGGUGUUGUCUUGUUAUUCUUCCUGAGUUUCUUGACAGCAGAUGCUUCCUCCUGGCACAGCUUUGGAGCCAGUAGAUACUGCUCCAUUCUUUUAAGACAUAGCAAUGAAAGUUCCUCCCUGUAUCCUCUUGUGCUGUCCAGCAGCGUCCCCUCUUGCACCAUGCUCCAGUCCUGCUCAGGUCAGGGUUUCCUCUGGGGCCUGGGGACAGCUGUGCACAGCCACAGCACCCCUGGCAGAGCCUGCUGCGCAGCCCAGACACACCUUCAGAGUGAGGGAGGCUAGAAAUUGAUCCUGGGGAAAUCCAAAUGUCUGGGAGUUGGCGUAGGAGCUGUUGAGCUUUCUCUUUCCCAGCUACCUGGUAGAGAGCAGCCAGGCCCCCAGACUUUUCUAUGCUAGAUGCUUUCAAGGAGCCAGCUUCUCCCUGGCUCCAAGCUUUUUGCAGCUCCAUAUGCUCAGUUUUGGGAAGUGGGUAUUGACAGAGCUGUGGGCUGCACAUGCCCAGGUAUUCCCUGGGUGCACUCGUGGCACUGCCAUGGCUCUGGCGAGAUGUUUGCUUGUUCAGCAUCCUCAACACAUUUGUACCCAAACACAUCUUUUGUGGAGUUUCUUUGUGUGUCAGCACUUCCUGCUGCCCCACAGAAGCUGCCUUGCAGGAGAGCAGUUUGCUUAGCUGGCCCAGUCUCCAGCAGCAUUUUAUAUCCUUUUGCAGGCCAAUGUGCCCCUAAAUCACUCACAUCUUGGCUCCUCUGUCUCUGGAAUGCAUUCAUUAUGUGAGCACCCAGACAGUUCCUCCUGCAGUACCCUGUGUUUCUAUCUUGAGACAUACCACAUGGUCCAUGAGAGAUGCUGGGAAGGGAAGUGGGCAGUGUGGGUGGAGGACACAUUCAAAGGCAACCUGACUCUCUUAGCCGUCACACCCCCAGCUGCUGGGUGCUUACUUCCCACAUGCUCCUGCAGCCGAGUUUCUGGAUGAGAGAAACAGGUCCUGCGGAAAGUCCAGAAAUUUUGGGAGACGCCUGGGUGACCGCAGAUAGGAGAGAGCUGGGAAGCCCUCGCCAGGACCUCACUGACCCCCUCUCCCUGGUCACCCUGGGGCGGUCCAUGCGGGUUAGGUGUCCUUCACCAGCGGCACAGCCGACCCCACGCUGCCUGCUGCCCUCCGGCACCGCCGCCCGCGCGUGAGGAACGGGUUCAGGUUACAGCCUCGUACAGAAAUGAGUGGGGCUGCGGGAGUCCAAUGAGGUUUCUGGUGCCGCGGCCAAGGUGUAUUAAAGGGCAGUGCGCGGGCGGCUGCGGGCUCCGGCAGUGUCCCCGGGCAUGGCGGGCCCGGGCAGCGACGGGGACCUGCGGCGCCUGCUGAAGCUGCACCGCACCGAGAUCGCCAUGGCAGUGGACGACGUCUUCCCGCUGCUGCAUGGCCUGGCUGACCACGAUGUCGUCCCUGACCACAUCUUCAAGGAGACGCUGAGCCGGACGGAGCGGGAGGGCUCCCACCGCGCUUUCCACGCGCUGCUCACCUGGCUGCUGGGCCGCGACACUGCCGCCGUCCGAGACUUCUGGGCCGUCCUCUUCAAGGACUAUAACCUGGAGCGGUACUCCCGGCUCCGGCCUCUCCGCGGCGCCUUCCCCAGAGGUAGUAGGGGGUCAGGUGGGACUGGCCCACCUGGGACUGGCCCGGGGGCUGACAGUGGGGGGGUGACAGCCAGGGUGCUGGUGCCUGUCCCUAUUCUUCUUGCAGAGGUGGAGCUGGGACGGCAGCGCCGUGGAAGGCGUCUCUCCCCGAGCCCCACAGCACCGGCCCCACACAGACCCCAAGGCAAGAGGAAAGCCCCUGAGGAGCGGGACAAGGCCCGGGCGGCACAGCCCGCUCCACGGCACAGUGCCAGUCCUGGGCCCCUGGUGAAGGCAAAGACUGUGAAGAAGCCGGAGGGCACAGAUACCCCCCGCACCUCUCGUGCCAGCGCUCUCCAGGCAGUGGCUGCCUCAGUGCAGAGAGCGGUGGCUGGGGCAGGUGGUGAGGUGCCCGUCAGCCGUGGGGCCAUCGAGGGCAUCCUCAUUAAACACGUUCUGGAUCCAAGCAGCUCCAAGACAGGCAGCAGAGCUGGUGACAAGCCAUAUACCCCAGCUGCCUGCGAGGAGCCAGAGGCCAGGAGCAAAAGCCACAGCCUGAAGCCCCCCACCCAGCCCAAGGCAUGCCAAAGUGUAGAUACCCCCCCCUCAGAUGUUUUCACCCCCAUCUUGUGCAGCUGUCAAGGCUGUGGCAGGGGGUUGUUCCUGCAUGGCAUCAUAGCCAUGGCCUGGGUGGGUCCCCCAGUGCAAGCAGUGCCUCUCCAAACUCCUUCUUGUCUCACCAACAGAACAGGGAACCCCAAUUGCACCCCCAGGGCCAGCUGCAAGCAGCCACUGUCUACAGCCAGGACCCUGUGCCCCACCAGGACCUUGCCACAGCCAUGGCUUCAGCCCAUGAGGGUGGCAGUGACACCCUGCCCACUCCCCCGGGGGCAGGAGAACGAGGAUGAGUGUGCAGCAUGCGGUGAUGGCGGUGAGCUCAUCUGCUGUGACGGCUGCCCCAGGGCCUUUCACCUUGCCUGCCUGGUGCCCCCACUGCCCCACGUCCCCAGCGGGACAUGGCGAUGUGGCUCCUGUGUGGAGAAUGUGACUGAACCAGGCCAGCUGCUGGAGGCAGACUUGCCUGUGGAGAGACCCGCCGAGAUCCUGGGGGAGGCGGCGCGGGACACCCAGCCGGGUGGGGUGGAGGGGAGCGUCUGCAGCCGCUGCUGCACCCGUAUCCCCACUCCCCACCACUGUCCUGCUCCCAGUGGGGACCCCAGGGGGCUUCAGCUGUGCAUGUCCUGCACGGGCACCCUGGACACAGGCAGUCUGGGCACUACUGCAGCAGCUGGAGACCAACUGCUUCCAGCAGCCAAGGUCAGCACAAGCAGUGCCAGGAACGGGGUGAGAGAGGAAGAGUGGGGCCUAAGGGGAGCAGGAAGGUGGAGGUGGGUCAGGCAGUGUGAGGGAUAGACAGGCUGACACCACAUGGAGGCAAGUUAGUGAAGCUGUAAUGGGGGAGCAUGAGCUGGGCCCACACCAGGUGAGGGACUGAACAUGAGCAAGCUGAGGGCAGCAAGGGAGCUGGCAGGACAUCUCCCCACACACAGGCAGAGGAUGCAGCUCUUGGCAGUGACCCUGUGCUGAGCCGGGAGGAGCUCGAUGCGCUGCUAGGUGAGGUAAGACUCUGUGUGACACCAACAGGCAGAUUCCAUGCAAAGGGGACCAUGUCUCUGGUGUGGCCCACAGGGUGACAUAGGGCUGUGGGUCAGGCAGCAU